AUGCUCUCAGCUCAGCCUGCGUACGCUCUUGCGCGAGCGACCUUCAAGCGUGCUCAACGUGGUUUAUUUGGAGGCAAGCACAUUCAGUUCGGCAAUAAUAAUCCCUUUUCCAAGAAGAAGACUAGACGCAAUUGGCUUCCCAAUGUGCAGAGCAAAAAAUUGUAUUCCGAAGCAGCACAAAAGUUUUACAGUCUCAAAGUGACGACUUCCGUUUUACGCACCAUUGACAAAAAGGGUGGUCUCGAUAAAUACCUUCUCGAAACCAAAGACAAGAAUCUGUUCAGUGAAAAGGCCCUCCAAUUGAAAGCCGAAAUCAAACGUUGUCUUUAA
This is a messenger RNA of Radiomyces spectabilis, 330 nucleotides long. RefSeq lists its product as uncharacterized. The record is from RefSeq and is a predicted model, not a curated record. Gene Ontology annotation, molecular function: structural constituent of ribosome. NCBI's taxonomy places the organism in Eukaryota, Fungi, Mucoromycota, Mucoromycetes, Mucorales, Radiomycetaceae. The transcript has 2 exons. The coding region runs from base 1 to 330 and encodes 109 amino acids. Gene Ontology annotation, cellular component: mitochondrial large ribosomal subunit.